Molecule: messenger RNA, 1437 nt
Organism: Tigriopus californicus
Lineage: Eukaryota; Metazoa; Arthropoda; Copepoda; Harpacticoida; Harpacticidae
Exons: 6
Coding region: 390-1304 (304 amino acids)
Biological process (GO): synapse organization
Cellular component (GO): neuron projection membrane
Source: RefSeq, a predicted model, not a curated record
UGAAGAGUAGUUUCCAAUGUCAAUGUUCUCUCAUGUUAUCAAGGUCUCUUGAGUGGAACACGCGGUGUUCUUGAGCGUGGAAUCUAGUGGUGCCGAGUAAUCAGCCUUUGGGAAGGUGAGAACUGAAUGGGAACAUGCCUACAUACGUACACACACUACUCUGUGCGAAAUUUGAUGAACUUUGAAUGAUAGUAGUGAACAUCAUCCGUUUGACAACCACGUGGAUUAGUGCCUAUAACGUGUUAUCGGUGUUAAAUUACCAAAGACAGCCGUUGGGUUUGCCUGAGGUCUGCAAAAAAAUCAACCUAAUUCCAGGACAUAACCACACAGAGUGACCCAUCGAGGAAAGUGGAUGUUUAUGAGGACCAUUCGAGCGGCCUAGAGACAAAAUGAAAUCACCUUUCGAAUUGUCGCGCUUGUUUUACUUCUGUCUGGCCAUUCCUCUCGUUGGCUGCGAGAUAUCUCCCCUUGAAAAUGGCAUCAAAACGCACAUCGAUCCAUCGUCCCCAUUUGGCCCAUCCUCGCCAUCCUCGAGUGAUUCUCGGAGUCCUGUGCUCUCCAACGUGGUUGGCAGUGAAUAUUAUCAACAUGGAGCAAACAAUAUCACACGAACGAAGGCCACCUUGGGUCGGAUGGCCUCGUUCAAAUGCACGGCGGACAAGAACCUCGAAGGGAAAAAGAUGGUCUCUUGGGUGCGUCACCGUGAUGUGAGUCUACUAGCCGUGGGCAAGUUUGUGUACACAAGUGAUAGUCGGUUCAAGGUGCUGCACGAGCCUGACUCGGACGAGUGGUUCCUGGUCAUCAAAUCCGUCAGUUAUGGCGAUGAAGGCAUCUACGAGUGCCAAAUCAACGCCCAGCCCGCUUACAACAGCCACAAAUACAUGCUCUCCGUCGUAGAACCUCGGACGGAGAUCCUCGGGGAGAAGGAUUUGUUCGUGGACUAUGCCUCGAGUCUCAACUUAACUUGCCUGGUCAUCAGUCCGGAUCCACCAGCUUAUGUCUUUUGGAAACAAGAUCAAAAGCUGGUGGAAGUGUCAGAAUCCUCGGGUUCCAAAGGCCACCACCACCGCCGUCGAAACCUCUGGAGCAACGGGGGUCAAGGGCGUGGCUACAUUAACACGGAUAACUAUGACGAUUCAAACCUUCGGAUCGAGUUUGCCCAAAACCAUCCUCGACCUGGGAUCACGUUGAGCUCGUUACUCAUCAAGAAAGUCAACGCCAGUCAUAGUGGUCUGUUCACUUGUCUACCUUCCAAUUCCGAGAGCCAGAGCAUACGAGUCCACGUCCUCAAAGGUACAACAUAAACAGUGCACACCCACUACGUACACAUGGUUUUUACAUGACAUGGCUAGCUAGGCACUUAGGUUUCAAUACCUUUGUUUUGAUGGACAUUGGGCCCGACAAAAAGAUGGGGAAUAAUCGAACGCUUUUGAGGGU